UGCGGUAACAAAAAAGUGUAAUUCUCUACAUUUAUGAUGCCUUUGAAUAUUUUAUUAUAUAAAUUGCAUUAUUUUAAGUAAUGUUUAAUUCAAACAAUGCUUAAUAAACCUAAGAUCAAAGCAUUAGUUUUAUUUUUUUUCAUAUUAAUAAGAAUAUAUUAACUUUUGGUUAGUUUUAAUUGUGAUAUGACGAAUGACAUUAUAAAUAACCUUAAAAUAAGAGGAGCGUCUUGAAAUGUUCCAUAAAUAUAUAGUGACUCCUGGAACCUGUUUAGGAACGAUUUUCUUAUUAAUCUUCUUAGUCCAAAAUGUUCGGGGUCGAGUCACAAUACCAGGAGGCCCAGGUCUUUUAUACGCAACUCACAACGACGUGCGGCUUUUUAAUACUUCCAGAGGAUCAGGUUCCCGAGCUAGUUCGAUCCUGGUGCGAGAUCUUCAGGAAGCGACUGCCAUGGACUAUCAUUAUGCCGCUCAGAAGGUUUGCUGGACGGAUCAUAAUUUGGAGAUGAUAUUCUGUAUGCACUACAACGGUACUCAUUCUGGUCCAAAGACCAGUGUUAUAACGAAUGGGCUAAUAGCUCCGGAUGGACUUGCUAUUGAUUGGUGGACAGAUAAACUCUACUGGACUGAUGGCGAAACGAACAAAAUAGAAGUUGCUUCAAUGAAUGGCGAAUUGAGAAAAGUUUUGUUCUGGUCCGACAUUGAUCAGCUCAGAGCUAUAGCAGUUGUACCAAUGAAAGGAAUAAUGUUCUGGACUGAUUGGGGCGAAACUCCUAAGAUUGAACGAGCGGGAAUGGACGGUGAUCCGGAUACCAGGGUUGUUAUCGUUUCCGAAAAUAUAUUUUGGCCUAAUGGUUUGACAGUAGAUCAUGAACAUGACAAAAUUUAUUGGUUAGAUGGAAAAUUGUUAUUUAUUGAGUCGAUGGAUUACAAUGGAAAGAAUCGUGAAACUAUUCUUCAAGGAUCUCUCACUUACCCUUUUGCUUUAUCGUACUAUCAGAAUAAAAUUUAUUGGACUGACUGGGAAUUGUGGACUGUCAACGUUUACGAUAAAUCUACUAAUGCUUCUCCUAUGGUGCUUAUUCAUUCUGAUGUAGUCCCAAUGGAUAUACAGGUUUGGAAUCAACAAAGACAACCUCUUGGAAACAAUCCUUGCAUGGUGAACAAUGGAGGCUGUAGUCACUUGUGUCUCCUUAGUUCAAACUCUUUAGGUUACAAAUGUGCUUGCCCGACUGGAGUUAAAUUAAUUACACCAAAUAAAUGUGCAAAUGGCCCAGAGGAAUUGUUGUUAUUGGUACAAAGAACUGAUAUUGGAAAAAUUAGUUUAGAUUUACCAGAUUAUACAAAUUUUAUUUUGCCACUAAGUGGUAUCAAACAUGCCAUAGCUGUUGAUUUUGACCCUGUUGAAAAUUACAUUUACUGGACAGACGAUGAGGUUCAUGCAAUUCGACGGGCUCGAUUGGAUGGAACAGGACAAGAAGAUAUAAUUACAAACGAAGUAAAACAUCCAGAUGGCGUGGCUGUUGACUGGCUUGCCAGAAACCUAUACUGGACUGAUACUGGUACGGACAGAAUCGAAGUGUCUAAACUAAAUGGCAUGUCGAGGAGAGUUUUAAUAAAUGAGGGAUUGGUUGAACCAAGAGCGAUAGCCUUGGCUCCACAACUUGGUUGGAUGUUCUGGUCUGAUUGGAAUGAUGAUAAACCAAAAAUAGAGAGGGCUGCUCUUGAUGGUACUGAACGAUUAGUUCUAAUAGAUGUUAAUCUGGGAUGGCCUAAUGGAAUAGCAUUAGACAUUGACAAUCAAAUGAUCUAUUGGUGUGAUGCGAAAAAAGAUAGAAUAGAAAUGGCUAAAAUAGAUGGAACAGAACGCCACACACUUUUAAGUGAUUCUUUACCUCAUGGAUUUGGCCUUACAUUGCUUGGAGAUUACUUAUACUGGACUGAUUGGCACAGACGCAGUAUAGAUAGAGUGCAUAAACUCAGUGGUAGUGAAAGGCAAGUCAUUAUCGAUCAAGUUCCAAACUUGAUGGGACUUAAAGCUGUUAGAAUAAAUGAAGUUCAUGGAAGUAAUCCUUGUUCAAAAAAUAAUGGGGGCUGUUCACAUUUGUGCCUUAAUCGACCAAAAAAUUACAUUUGUGCUUGUCAAAUAGGAUAUGAAUUAUCUAAAGAUAAGAAGACUUGUGUUGAGCCACCAGCAUUUCUAUUAGUAUCUAGGUUAGAAAGUAUUGAACGAUUGAGUAUAGAAAAUUCUAAUGUUGAAGUUAUUGUUACAAAAAAAGAUGUGAAAGAAGCAAUGUCCUUAGAUUACAAUAUUGCCGAUUCCAGAAUUUAUUGGGCAGACAAAAAAAUAGGGGCAAUAUCAAGAUCAUUUUUAAAUGGAUCUGAUGUUCAAAGAGUUGUGGAACUUGGUCUAUUGUCACCGGAAAGUGUAGCGAUAGAUUGGAUGGCUUUAAAUUUAUAUUGGUGUGAUACUGGAUCUCAUAGAAUAGAAGUUUCUCGUCUGGAUGGCUCUAAUCGUAGAGUUUUAGUAUGGAAAAAUAUUAAAGAACCAAGAAAUAUAGUUUUAGAGCCAAAUAGAGGAUACAUGUAUUGGUCAGAAUGGUCAACUAGUGCCAUUAAUCAAGCAGGAAUGGAUGGUUCACAACUAGCUGUAAUAGCUACAGCUGAAAGAAGUUCUGGAUUAACACUAGACCCCAGAACCAGAAAAUUAUACUGGGCAACACAAGUUCCUCCAAUAUAGAAUCAUUUGAAAUAAAACACUAAGAAAAGAAGAGUUUUAGUCAAUAAUGAUUUGCAAUAUCCGUAUGCUCUCACACACUAUGAUAGUAACCUAUUUUGGAGUGAUAGCAAUACAGGCAAUAUUGAAAGUGUUAAUAAAACCAACUUCUUAAUGAGAAAACGUCUUCAUCAGCAUAUAGAGCAUGUCACUAGUAUGAAGGCGUAUUAUAAAUCGGGACAAAUGGGAAGUAAUAUAUGUAAAAAAGGCAAUAAUCAAUGUUCUCACCUUUGUCUAGUGUCGCCUGAUUCUAAGGAUAUAAAAUAUAAAUGUGCUUGCUCAACACAUUAUGUUCUAGACAAAGAUAAUGCAACUUGUGUCGCUCCAACAUCAUUUCUUAUAUUUAGUCAGAAAAAUUCAUUUGGCAGAUUGAUGCCAGAAAGCACUGAUUGUCCUGAUUCAGUUCUGCCAAUUUCCGGUUUAAAAAAUGUAUGGGCUGUUGAAUAUGAUUCUGCAACUGAUCAUAUAUACUGGGUUGAUGGUCGAACACAAAGUAUUAGAAGAUCCUUUGUUAAUGGCACUGGAAACAGUUUAGUUGUUGGCGGAAUUUUACAUCCUUUUGACUUUCACUAGAUCCAUUAGGCAGAUACUAUUUGGUCAUGUGCAGGGACAGAUGCUAUCAAUGUCACAAAAUCUAGACACUUUGACUUCUAUUGGUAUUGUCGUUAAAACGAAAAGGACCAGGAAAGACCUAGGAGUUUGGCUAUACACUCAAUCAAAAGAUUGCUCUUCUGGACAGACGUUGGUGUUCAGGCUGGAGUAAUGCGUGCUCGCAUGGAUGGUUCUAGCAGAAUAGCAUUAGCAUCAGAUCUUCGAGCUCUAUCGACCCAAAUUGAUGUUUCAGAUUUAGAUGGAAAAAAUAGAAAAGUGCUGGUAGCAACUCAGUUGAUCCAGAUUUCAACAAUGGCCAGUUUGGAUGGGUUUCUGUACUGUCUUGAUAGAGAACAACAAGAAGUUAAAAGAAUUGAUGUUAAAAAAGGUGUUGAGUGGCCAGCUUUGCUUCAAGGAAUGUCCCAUUUAACUGAUUUAGUAUCUGUUUAUCCUAUUCUUACAAAGGCAAUGGAAAAUCAUACAUGCAGUAAAUCAAAUCAAAUGGGACACUGUUCUCAUAUAUGCGUGUGGUCUGAAGAAUCAGAGAACAAUGAUGUAUGUGGCUGUCCAGCUGGAUUAGUAUUACAUGAAGAUAGAAGGUCCUGUGGUCAACGACCAGCUUGUGAACCUACUCAGUUUACAUGUCCUAAUAUGAAUACACCAUUAAGUAGCAGUAAUAAAGAAUGCAUACCAUUGUCGUGGAGAUGCGAUGGCCAUGCAGAUUGUCCACAAGGAACUGAUGAAAUAGAUUGUCCAACAUGUCAUUCUGAUCAAUUUCGCUGCAAGUCUGGCCAAUGUAUAGAUAAGAAUUGGGUAUGUGAUGGCACUACUCAAUGCCCUGAUGCAUAUGAUGAAGCUAGAUGUUGCAGCAAUCCUGAUGACUACCAAUGCCCUUCAAAUGGUGUCUGUAUUUCUUCAAAUUUUCUUUGCGAUGGUUGGGCUCAUUGUCCGGAUGAAGCUGAUGAAUCAGAUGCAAUUUGUAUACAAGAAAGCAAUCGAAGAACAGAAACUGUAUCAUCAGACUCUGAUAAAUAUUCGUAUAUUAUUGGUGUGUUGGUAGUUGUACCAGUUUUAGUCAUAUUUGCCUUAAUUAUGUAUUACUUCAGAAGACAUAUGUCCAAAAAUAAUAUUACAAGAAUUGAUGAUCAAUCUGAAGAUCCUUUAUCUCCUAGACAAACAGUUCCUGAUAUUUGCUUAAGUACUGAACAACAUAAAUUAGGUAAAAUAUCAGGGCAUGAUGUACGAAUGUCUACAUUAAACUGCAAUACAAGCAGUUCAAAUAGUUAUGAUAGAAAACAUAUAACAGGGGCAUCUAGCUCAGCAACAAAUGGAUCAAGUCUUACUUGUUAUCCCAGAGAGACAUUAAAUCCUCCUCCCAGUCCUGCGACUACAGCAAGUUCGACAAGAUAUAGUAGUGCAACCGCAUCAAGAUAUCGGCCUUACAGACACUAUCGAUCUAUCAAUCAACCCCCUCCACCUACACCUUGUUCCACAGAUGUAUGUGACGAAUCUGAUUCUAAUUAUCCAUCAAGGUAUCACUAUGAAAGUGAACCAUUUCCUCCUCCGCCUACUCCCAGAUCUUAUUAUCAUAGCGAUGCAGGUAUUUUACCAGAAAGUUGCCCACCUUCUCCAAGUAGUCGUUCUUCAACAUAUUUUUCUCCAUUACCACCGCCUCCCUCACCAGUACCUUCGCCAUGCAGAGGAUAUGAUUAG
Ctenocephalides felis (cat flea) is the source of this 5080-nucleotide messenger RNA. RefSeq names its product low-density lipoprotein receptor-related protein 6-like. NCBI's taxonomy places the organism in Eukaryota, Metazoa, Arthropoda, Insecta, Siphonaptera, Pulicidae. The record is from RefSeq and is a predicted model, not a curated record. The transcript is spliced from 21 exons. Gene Ontology annotation, molecular function: protein binding.